Hemibagrus wyckioides is the source of this 669-nucleotide messenger RNA. RefSeq names its product NADH:ubiquinone oxidoreductase subunit S4 (gene ndufs4). Gene Ontology annotation, biological process: electron transport chain. The coding region runs from base 63 to 566 and encodes 167 amino acids. The transcript is spliced from 5 exons. Lineage: Eukaryota; Metazoa; Chordata; Actinopteri; Siluriformes; Bagridae. The record is from RefSeq and is a predicted model, not a curated record.
AAUCGCGUUGCAGGAUUUUUGUCCUCGGUGGGACGCCGUCGAGUUGUGUCUGAUCCGUCAACAUGGCGUCUUCAAUGUCACUCUUGUUUGGUCUGAGCCGCAUUUGUUUUCGCCAUACAGUCACAAAAACACCACUAAGGUCAGUUAGCACAUCAGGAUGUCUGGCGCAGAAACAAGGCCAAGAGUCGCAGCUCAUCACAGUGGAUGAGAAACUGGACAUCACAUCGAUAUCCGGUGUUCCAGAGGAGCACAUAAAGACUCGGAAAGUGCGCAUCUUUGUGCCCACUCGCAAUGCCAUGCAGUCCGGCGUCCAGAACACCAAGAAGUGGAAGAUGGACUUUGACACGCGUGAGCGCUGGGAGAAUCCUCUGAUGGGCUGGGCCUCGACGGCUGACCCUCUGUCCAACAUGGUCCUUACGUUCAGCACUAAGGAGGACGCGAUCGCGUUCGCUGAGAAGAACGGAUGGAGUUAUGAUAUAACGGAGAAGAAAACACCUAAACCGAGAGUGAAGUCAUACGGCGCAAACUUCUCUUGGGACAAAAGGACCCGAAGAUCCGCCAAAUAAACGAUCAGUCAGAUUAUUUAGAUCUGGUCAUGAUCUCUGUGUUUCUAUGAUAAAUAUUGUAAAAUGUACAUUGACAGAAAUCUAAUAAAGCAUCCUGAAGUAA